Taeniopygia guttata (zebra finch) is the source of this 3620-nucleotide messenger RNA. Lineage: Eukaryota; Metazoa; Chordata; Aves; Passeriformes; Estrildidae. The record is from RefSeq and is a predicted model, not a curated record.
GCUGCCCUUCUUGCAAAGCUGUAAAUUGUGUGUUUUCCCUGAGUCCCAGGCAAAGCUUCCUGCUCAGCAGCUCUGCUUCCUCAGCAGCUCGUCUUCGGGCACACGGGCAAUUUCCUCAUGGAAAGGGUGGUCAGGCCUCGGCAGGGGCUGCCCAAGGAGGUGGUGGACUCGCCGGGCCAGGAGGGGUCCAAGGAAGUGGCUGGAGGUGGCACUGAGUUCUCCGGCCUGGCCGGCAAGGUGGGGAUCGGGCACAGGAUGGACGCUCUGAAGGCGGAGGUCUUUUCCAUCGUCAGUGACUUUGGGGGCUCCGUGACUCUGUGGCCAGGCCGGGAGGACGCCUUGCCCCAAUCACCGCCGGAGCCGCCCCGGCCUGAGAAAAGCCAGCGAAAGGCUCAUCAGUUUACUGAAAGAGAGGGAGAGAUCCCUCCCCGGUCACCAUCAUGGACAGAACAGACAGAACUUGGGGAUAUUCAUUACCUUUAUUGCCAAGAAAAUCAGAGCAGGAUAAUGAGAAGCAAAAGAAAUUUCAACAGCACCUGCAGCCCCAAACCCAUGCCAAAUCCUGGCCACACAAAGCCAAUACAAAUGGGAAUGGCUCCACAGUGACACAGAGCAGGCUUAGAUCCUGUGUUCAGGAGAAAUUCUUCCCUGUGAGGGCAGGGAGUCCCUGGCACAGGGUGCCCAGAGCAGCUGUGGUGCCCCUGGAGCCCUGGAAGUGCCUAAGGCCAGGUUGGAGGGGGCUUGGAACAGCCUGGGACAGGGGAAGGUUUCCCUGGCCUGGCAGUGGUGGCAGUGGAUGGAGCUCAAGGCUCCUUCCAAGCCAAUCCAUUCCAUGAUUCCAAAGAUUGACGGCUCUGAGACAGAGUCAUUUGGUGACAUCAUGGCCUGAACUGCUGUUUGCUGCGAGUUCUAAAGCACCACCACGGUGACACAAGCAAUGCUACAGUGACAUGAGAAGGACCACUGUGACAUCGGCAGCACCACUGUGACACAGGAACUGCCACAGCUCCAGCUCAGGUCUGCAUCCCAGGUGACUGCAGCCAGUCCUGCCUCGCCAUGGACCUGGUGAUGCGUCUCGUGCGCGCUCUGCUCCUGCUGGCCCUGCUGCUGGCAGUAGCCCCCUCCCCGGGAGCGGCCAAGGAGCUCUGCCCAGAGCCCUGCCGCUGCCCAGGCCGUCGGCAGCUGAACUGCGGCCACGCCGGCCUGGCCACCGUGCCCCCGGCCAGCCGCCGCCGAGCCCUGACCGUGCUAGAUUUCACUGGCAACUCCAUUGCUACUGUUGGAAAACAAGCCUGGAAGGACUACCCAUGGACUGAGACCUUAGUGCUCAGAGACAAUGAGCUGCGGGCUGUGAAGAGCCAUUCCCUGGAGGGGCUGUUCCUGCUGAAGCACCUGGAUUUGUCCUGCAACGAGAUCCUGUCCAUUGAGGAACGGGCUUUUGAGCCACUGCCUUUCCUGAAGUUUCUAAAUCUCUCCGGGAAUGGCCUCACACGGAUCCGCAGCGGCACUUUCCAGGCCUGGCAUGGGAUGCAGUUCCUCCAGGAGCUGAUCCUCAGCCACAACCCACUGGCUGUCAUUGCUGACGCUGCCUUCUUCAAGCUGCCCUCCGUGAGCUCUCUAGACCUGAGUGCCACCCAAGUGACCCCACAGACGCUGCUGCUGCUGCUGCAGUCCACAGUGAGCUUGGAAACCCUCCAAGUGCCCAAGGAGGCGGCCUGCUGCCUGUGCCAGGAGCGUCCCCGGCCCGAGAGCCCCUGCAGGACCAUCCAGUUCCUGUGCCAGAAGCUGUGCAGCACCAGCGCCCCGCAGUGCGCUCACACAACUGCGCUAGAGGCACGGGGAGAAACAAUGGACAUGGAACAACGCAGAGAGCUGAACAGCAGCCCAGUGUUGAGCCUCAAGCCCAAGGAGCCUUCACUGGGAGAUGAUGGAACUGCGACGCUUGCGGUUGCCCUGGCCCUGAGCACGGAGGGUGAUGUCAGCAGCCUGGACAGUUCCAGACCAAAUUCAUAUCCCCCUCAGCAUCUCUUGGGGCACGAAGGCCAAAGAAGUGCCGAUGACCGGAGGGCCAAGCUCAAGAAGAAGGUGCACAAGGCUGAAAGCAUCAAGACUGUGGAAAGCAUUGUCCCACACCAGCCCCAGCCUGCCUGGCUGAAGCAUGUGGUAGAAAAGACACCCUCAAGCUGGGAUCAAGAGAUGGAGUCACUUUUAUACUCAGAAGGAUUAAACCCCUGGGCUGCAGCUGGUGGAUUAAAACGUGCUGACGAUGCCUUCAUCACUGGACAACACAGAGAUGAGGAGGAAGGUCCAGCUCCCAAGAAGCACUACGUCAGGACACACAAAUGGCACAAGAAGAAGGACAGCCAGUAUCGGGUUGGAUAUAAUCAGCUUUUCUACGAGGUUUGGAGACCUGUGAAAGUGGAGCAAAGGUCCAUAUCUGACCAGGGUCUAAACAGGAACCUGGAUUUUCUCUCUGACCCCUUGGUUCAGAGCCGCCCCGCUGCGAGCAGCAGAGGAGGAGCCACGGCUGAAGAGGAGCAUUCCUCUAUAGACAGGCACCUCCUGACCAUCCGUGAAACCCCAGAGGAGGAAGACGACAUGCUCCUCAAUAAACCUUGGAGCCCCCAAAGUCCAGACCUUGCACCAGUUCCAAAAGAACUGGAAACCAAUGUUGAUCAGCACUGGCAGUUGCUGGAGGCACACAAAGGCCUGCGGGCAUUCAUGGCCCACGUGGAGCGAGCUCUAAGGAAGGACUGCAGCCUGCCCCAGCUCAAGCAGGCCUGUACCAAGAUGGUCUUGAAGACCAGGCUGCUUCUCAACGUGCUCAGGGAGAGAAAAGAGAACCAGGGAGCCUAUGAUCCCAUGGAGCAGUGUCGUCUGCAAGAGAACAUGAUCAUUCACAUGGCCUUGGGGAAGGGCAAGAAACUCACAGAGAAGCAGAAACUAGAGGCUGUGGUGUACGUGAGCAAGUUUGUGGUUUUGCUGUUUUUCUUCAUCUUCGUUUUGCUGAUACCGACGUGUGUCUUCCACAAGCGCUCCCGACGUGGCCCACUUGACUCCCCACCCGACCACACCAGGGAAUCGUGGCUGAGAAGGUUCUGUAUAAAACUGCCACAGAGAGGGAGGAAGGAUAAGAAGGAGGCGCAGAAUGUAGAGCAGAAUAGGGCAGGGAGCCCCUCUGAGUGUUGCUCCUGUUUCCCUCCUAUUCAUGGCGCUUCCCAGUGCUGCUCCCCGUUUACGAAGUCCGAAUUGCUAUGGAUUCAACGCAUCAGGGAUGCCUAUGAGUACCAGAGAAAAGCAUCCCAGGAAGACACAGAAGAAGUAUGAAGAAGUAAGGAGGAAGACUUUCAAGAAGUUAAUGGGAUGCCAGCAAUUUUUCACCUCCCCUUUUAGCUGAGGCUCACUUUGGAUGCUGUUUCAUUGGCUGUUGUUAUUCCCCCGUUUGCUUUUUCCUUGACUGUUAUUUUCAUGCUGUUAUUUUCAUCCUGAGGGAAAGCCAGAGGGUGCUGCAGGCAAGCACAAGCUCUGGACACCGAGAGGACGCAUCGGUACCUCAGGGUUUUCCUCAUCCCAUGUUGCAAUGUUCUCCCUGCAUUCAAUAAAAACAAAGUUUGUCUUUA